Molecule: messenger RNA, 4735 nt
Organism: Pantherophis guttatus
Lineage: Eukaryota; Metazoa; Chordata; Lepidosauria; Squamata; Colubridae
Source: RefSeq, a predicted model, not a curated record
CGGACGGGCGACGAGCCCGAAACUUUCGAGCCGAGUUCUUGACGAGUUGCGUAGCGGUCGGUGGAGUGAGAUGUAGAGAUGCGCCGACGGCCCGGAGACGUUUCUUUCGCGCAGAGGGCAACCAGUGAUAAUGACGACUGAAGGUGGUUCAGAUAGUGAAGUAAAAGAAUCAGAGAAUCUGAGGACUAACACAGGAAGUGAAAAUGCUGGAGAUGCACCAGAAAGUCAAGAAGAUCAGAAACAAAUAGAAGAAGGUUCUCCUGUCCUUCCAACUGCAGCUACCCAAAAGAGCCCUAAAAGCUCAGGAGGAAAGGGCAUUUCUCGUUUUAUCCCUCCCUGGCUUAAGAAACAAAAAUCAUACAGCAUAUCAGAACCCAAAGAUGAAACUAAGAAAAGAGAGCAUCUAGCAUCAGAAGAAGAGACAGCAGUGGAGGAAGGAGAAGGUCAUCUUUCAGAAGAAGAAGCUCAAUCUAAAGGAAAAUUAGAGGACAUUUCUGAGAAUCUUCAAGAAGCUGAAGUGGGUAGUGAUAAAGAAGAAAAACAUGUUGAGUCACAGUCUGAUAAAGAAGACAAAGAAAUUGUUUCUGAAGCUACUGAAAACACAGAAGAUCGGAAAAGAGAGACAAAAGAGGUGCAAACAAGUGAAAUCAAAAUAGAAAGAAUGCUUCAAAAAACUCCUAAGAAGAUCAGGAUAGUACAGGCUAAAGUAGUGCUUUUGGAUGGCACAGAAUACAGUUGUGACCUUGAGAAAAAAGCAAAAGGGCAGGUGUUGUUUGACAAAGUAUGUGAGCAUCUUAACCUACUGGAAAGGGACUAUUUUGGCUUGUUAUUCCAAGACCAUACAGAUCAGAAGAAUUGGCUUGAUACUUCAAAGGAAAUCAAGAAGCAAAUUCGCAAUUUGCCAUGGCAGUUCACCUUUAAUGUGAAGUUUUACCCACCUGACCCUUCACAAUUAACAGAAGAAAUCACCAGGUACUUCCUUUGUUUGCAGCUUCGUCAGGAUAUUGCUUCUGGACGUCUACCAUGCUCUUUUGUGACCCAUGCUCUGCUUGGUUCAUAUACUUUACAAGCUGAACUAGGUGACUUUGAUCCUGAGGAGCAUGAUAGUGGUUACAUACAGGAAUUCCAGUUUGCACCUAACCAGACAAAAGAGUUGGAGGAUAAAGUAGUAGAAUUACACAAGACACACAGGGGUUUGACUCCAGCACAGGCAGAUUCCCAAUUCAUAGAAAAUGCCAAGCGGCUAUCCAUGUAUGGAGUGGAUUUACAUCAUGCUAAGGAUUCUGAAGGUGUGGACAUCAUGUUGGGGGUUUGUGCCAAUGGGCUACUCAUUUACAAAGACAGACUUCGGAUAAAUCGUUUUGCAUGGCCCAAAAUUUUGAAGAUUUCUUAUAAACGCAAUAAUUUCUAUAUUAAAAUCAGACCAACUGAACUGGAACAGUUUGAGAGUACUAUUGGCUUUAAGCUGCCAAAUCAUAGGGCUGCAAAACGAUUAUGGAAGGUUUGUGUGGAGCAUCAUACUUUUUAUAGGCUUGUAUCACCAGAACAGCCUCCAAAAGCCAAAUUUCUGACACUGGGCUCCAAGUUCCGUUACAGUGGACGUACCCAAGCACAAACACGCCAGGCUAGCAAUCUCAUAGAUAGACCUGCCCCAUACUUUGAACGGACCUCAAGCAAACGAAUCUCCAGGAGUCUUGAUGGUGCUCCAGUAGGCAUUGUAGACCAGAGUCUGCUAAAGGACUUUUCUGUUGCUGCUGGUGAGAGGACCUUUGAAACAGCUGGACAGCACAAGUUUAAAGACGAGGAAGGCAGAGAUGUGGAUGGAGGCAUUGCUAAAAUGUCACAAUUAGAAGAUGGAAAGCCUAAAGCAACUUCUCUGAAUGUUUUUAAUGGCGCUACUCUAAUAGACAAAGCAAAGGAAGAGAAGACGGAAAUGGAAGAGGACGAAAUUCACAAGAAGGAACUGGAUAAGACUCAGGAUGAAUUACUGAAGCAUCAGGCUAGCAUUAGUGAACUCAAGCGCAAUUUUAUGGAAUCCACUCCUGAGCCACGCCCCAAUGAAUGGGAAAAACGGCGUAUCACACCUCUAACUCUACAAGCACAAGGGAGCCUAGAAGAGGAGAUAGCAUCCAUUUUAUUUAGUAAAGAGGGGUUUUCCACUAGCAUGAAAUCUGCCUUCACUUCAGCUUUCUCGUGGACAGCAGAGGGCGCUGUUGGGAAAGAUAAUGUACCUUCUGAAAAACACUCUGCCUCAUCCAUCUCUCAGCUAUUACCUGAGAAAUUUACUUUCCAAACAGAAGAACCUUCCAUUGGAACCAGCAGGACUAUUAAGAGUUCACAUGAGACUCUGGACAUAGUGGAGAAGAAACAGGCAGAGGUUGGGAUAGCAGAGACAAUAGUCACAGAUGAUACCAACAGGGGGAAAAUGCCAUUUGUCUGUGGUGGUGGGGAAAGUCAGAAGAUGGAACAUCUAGCAAAAAAAGACUCUUCAUCACUGUCAUCCAAUAGCAGCAGUAGUGAAAGUGAAGAUGAAGUAGGAGAGUAUCAGCCACACCAGCAGAUUAUACAAGAUACUAUAAAAGAAGAAUUGGAAGAAAAUGAAACUACCAAAGAGGAAGAACAGAGCUCAACAGCAGAAGUUUGUGUUAAAUUUUCAGAAGAAGUCAAUCCAAUUCAAACAGCAAUUGAGCACAAGCAGUUGACUGAAGCUCUGGUCCAAACAAAUGAAGCUUCCAUAAACACAUCAGAAAAGUUAAGAAGAUUGGAUGAUGAAGACCUGAAAGAAGAAAAGGAGGAAGAUCUACCCAAACUAAAUGGAGAAGCAUUGCAUAUUGACAUUGAUGUUUCACCACAAUUAAUUUGUUGCUCAGAGCCUCCACUUAUUAAAACUGAGAUGGUGACGAUUUCAGAUGCUUCACAAAGAACUGAAAUAUCCACCAAAGAAGUCCCAAUUGUUCAGACAGAGACUAAAACAAUCACCUAUGAAUCUCCUCAGUUUGAUGAUGGUGGUGAUGCUGGUAUGUUGUUGAGUGCGCAGACAAUCACAUCAGAAUCGGUCUCUACUACCACAACUACACAUAUUACUAAGAUGGUAAAAGAUGGUGUGUCAGAAACCAGAAUCGAAAAGCGUAUUGUUAUCACGGGAGAUGCAGAUCUUGAUCAUGAUCAGGCAUUGGCACAAGCCAUUAAGGAAGCCAAAGAGCAGCACCCUGACAUGUCUGUAACAAGAGUAGUGGUGCAUAAGGAGAGUGAACUUGAAGAGGAAGGCCAUUAAGAUUUCUGAAGAAUGCUUUGAGACUAUGAAGAACUUAAAUAAUUCCAAGUUGAUAUCCCAGCCAGUCUUUCACUGAAUUCACCAAGCCUCACCACAGGGACCAAACUUCUCUAGACCGAAUUACCAACCUUACAGUUUUUAAUGUAUGUCUUUGUUUUUAUAACUGAUUUUUAACAUUCUUGGAUUUUUUUUUAAAUGAGGUAUAGAGAAUUUUUUUUGUGUUCAAUUCCCGGCUAUUUUUGUAUAACUGAUUUCUUGUUUGCAUGAAAGUAAGCAAAAAUAUUUAGAAAGCACUGUUUACUUAAGCAAUUUUAAUAUGCAGGGAAAAGGAACCCUGACUAAUUUAGAUAUAGACUUUUCAAAAAUGUCUCAAAGACUUAACUGGAAAAAUUUUACUUUUUCAGAUAAAUAUCAAACAAUACAAGAAAAAUAUUCUUUUUAUUAAAAAAUACAAAAUGUUCUUAUAGCUUGGCAGGGAAAGUAAACUGAAAAUCUGUAUGAUUUUAUAUAGAUUCCUAUAUAAAAAAAAUUGUUUAUUCUGAUGAUCUCCUAUUUUUUUGAGGGAACUGGUGCUGAUAUCAUAUAGAAGCGAUGUUUUAGUUAUAAAAAAAAAUAUUUCUACUGACCAACCACUGUUCAAGUAGCCUUUUGUUUGCACUUCACUGUCCUCAGCCAGUCCCUUCAGAGAGAGACCUAUAGGGGUCUGCAACAUUCCACAGUUGGAAGGACUUUGCUCUGUCCUUCCAGCAAAUUUAGGCAGCUUAAAACUUAACACUUUCCUCUUAGUAUGUUAAAUGUCAGAUACUCCCAUUAUAUAAAUGUAUCUGCAGAAAAAGGUUGCUUUGCCUAAAAAAACCAGGGCUGGCAGCGCUUCUGAUUCAAAUGCAGAAAGUGUUUCAGAGCACACACUGAAAGCAGCAGGCAGAAUAUCUCUCUGCAACUCCUUAAACAAAGCAAGAUUUUUCCAUAGGUUUGUCUGUACGAUCCCAGGAAUAGACAUAUCUCACUUAAAGAGUUACAGUCCAGCACCAUAGACGGUCUCUCUCUCGGACUCUUUGAAGUGCCUUUUUGUCUUUGAAUCUUAAGUGCUGCCCAGCCCUAAUAAAAACUCAUUAACUCCUGUUAUAACUGACAUUUGUUGAGCAGUUAUUGUUUAAGUAGCUUGCCUAAUAAUAGGAACAGGUUUUGAGAACCAGAAGGAACCAAGGGUAUGGCCUUAGGCCCAUUAUCAGUGGUGCCUGCUACUGAGGAGGUCUCUAUGAAAACCUGUUGACUAUAUCCAUUUUUCUCCAUUGUUCACCAUAUGAACUGUAUAGUUAAGAUGCCAUAUUAAAUUUAUAGCAGCUUGAAGUUGUAUUAAGUGAUAUUUUGCUUGCAUAAUACUGUUAUAAAAUAAAGUUUCUUUAUUCUCUAAAUGUUUCUCUGCUUUUAAUAUUUGACAUUAAAAAUAAUGUAAACCUA